Molecule: messenger RNA, 2805 nt
Organism: Hibiscus syriacus
Lineage: Eukaryota; Viridiplantae; Streptophyta; Magnoliopsida; Malvales; Malvaceae
Product: BEL1-like homeodomain protein 9
Exons: 4
Coding region: 639-2492 (617 amino acids)
Biological process (GO): regulation of transcription by RNA polymerase II
Molecular function (GO): RNA polymerase II cis-regulatory region sequence-specific DNA binding; DNA-binding transcription factor activity, RNA polymerase II-specific
Source: RefSeq, a predicted model, not a curated record
AGAAUAACCCCAGGGCAUACAACACCAAAAGGCUUUGAAAAACGACAAAACACCUCCCCAAACUUUCUGUCAGAAAUAUCUGCAACACAGUUACGUUCAAUUAUUACAGGAAGUAGCCGGUCCUCCUCCGGUUUUCCAAACCCUAUGAUCGUCCUCCCCUCCCCAACGAACAGAUAAACAAAGAGAUCUUGUCUGAGGAGUUUGAGGACCGAGGUCAGUGACCGACAACUAUGAGAUGAGUUUAUUUUGUUCGUGCAAGAAAAAUCAAAAGAUUUUAAAAGUUCGUGAAGUUACUUACUGUGCAUCCCAUACCGAAAAUCUCAGUGUCUCGAACGUAUCACCGCCACCCCCUCCCCCCCUCUUUCUCUCUCUUUCUCUGCCAUGUUUUCAGCUGCUGAAGAAAAAAGAUCGUGAUAACCUUUCAUUUCAUCUUUCUCAAUAAUCACCACCUUUCUCUUUCACUCUAUUUAUAUCACACAAUCCAAAGUUCAAAAUUCUAAAAUUUCAAGCAUAUAUCCCUUCGCCUCCAGUCUCUUUUCUAAUCUUUUGUUGUUGCAGUGCUCUUUUUGAUUGGUUUUCAUUUUUGUUUCUUUAAACUCCCUCUCCCUCUCUAGAGUUUUAGCUUUUUUUUUAGUGGUAUGGCGGAGGGUUUUGAGCCCUACCAUGUCCCACAGCAAAGCAGAAGAGAUAAGCUAAGAGUUGUGGCUCAGAACCACCCGGCUUGUGUUGAAUCCACGGCUGUUGCUCUUUCAGGUUGCUCGGGUUUUCUUCCCUUGUACGACCCUUCUAUUCUUUCUUCUGAUUUGCUAACGGCCACUGCCGGUGGUAGCCAUGGCUUCCACCACCACCAAACUGGUAAAAACAGUCCCAUUUGUGCUGUUAAAGAAGGUGUGAAUUUCAUGGGCUUUGUUGGUGGGAUCGUUAACGGUGCUUCUUCUUCUUCUUCUUCUUCGACUUCUUAUCACCCUUAUUUGAAUUCACCGUCGUCUUUACCCUUGAACCCUAGUACGAUCCAAGACAUGAAUAAUAACAACAACCCGGUUCUUUAUGCCCCUCAAAGCCUUCAAAACCUAAGAGACUUCGACCAGUCGUCCUAUACUAACGGUGCCGAAGUAGUUGUAUAUAAACCCGAGCCUACUGCCACCAGUCAAGGCUUGUCUCUCUCUCUCUCUUCUCAUAAUACACACCAAAACAAUCUGCCCACGGGGCUAAAUCUACAAAGGUACGAAGUUACUUCCGCUGGAUAUUUCUCUUCUACUUCGAAUGAGGUUUCCCGGAUCUCGGUCCCUCUCGGUCCUUUCACGGGCUACGCUUCGAUUCUGAAGGGAUCGAAGUUUCUGAGGCCGGCACAGCAGUUAUUAGAAGAGCUUUGCGAUGUGGGUAAGGGAUGUUACGUCGAGAAAAUCACUCCCGACUGUUCUAUCAUGGAGUCUCCAUCGCAGAACUUAAGUGCUACUGUAAUUAUGGAUGAUUCUGAUAAUACAGGAAAAAAAUCAAGACUAAUUUCAAUGCUUGACGAGGCGUUCAGGAGGUACAAGCAAUACUAUCAGCAGAUGCAAGCUGUAGUUGCAUCGUUCGAAUGUGUUGCUGGACUGAGCAAUGCGGCUCCAUUUGCAAACUUGGCGUUGAAAGCAUUGUCCAAACAUUUCAGUUUCUUGAAGAAUGCAAUAACCGACCAGCUUCAGUUCACUCACAAAGCUCAUGAUCAGAUAAUCCCUGGAAAAGAUGAGGUUCCGAGGUUUGGAAGCUCCAACAGAAGCUUUUAUAAUCGACCGGUUCAUAACUCAGGCUUCCCCGAGAGCCAACCAGUUUGGCGGCCUCAACGAGGCCUUCCUGAGCGUGCUGUAACUGUACUAAGAGCAUGGCUUUUUGAACACUUUCUACAUCCCUAUCCAACAGAUACAGACAAACUAAUGUUGGCAAAACAAACCGGUCUAUCACGUAGUCAGGUCUCAAAUUGGUUUAUAAAUGCAAGAGUAAGACUGUGGAAGCCAAUGGUGGAAGAAAUACAUAUGCUGGAAACAAAACAAGCUCAAAAGGCAUCCCAAAAGGACCGAAACACAAACAGGUCGAGCGAUCAUUUGUCCUUGGCGAACACUCUUGUAUCUGAGCAUCCAGCUACAUCGACCCAAACGGUUCAAGAUGCCCCGUUGAAGCAAACGAGAAGUGAACUUACCGAUAUACCUAUGGGAAGCGAACCACUCAACUUGCCGUACAACAGUUUGUCGAGCCAUCCACAAGAUGGUGCCAGUGUCGGUUUCGGUGUUAGCAUGGCAGGUGGAAGUACUGCUGGUGUUUCCUUGACACUGGGUCUUCAUCAGAACAAUGGUAUUGGCUUACCAGAGCCCUUUCCUAUAAACGCAGCUCAGCGUUUCGGUAUCGGGGUUGAGGUAAACAAUGAAGGGUAUGUCAUCGGUGGAUAUGAAGCACAAAACCGACAUUUCGGACGGGAUGUCAUUGGCGGGCAGCUUUUGCAUGAUUUUGUAGGUUGAGAGAAGAUGGGAUAGAAGCUUCCUGGGCCAUAUUGUUUAAAUUUGAAAGUGUAUUUUACGUGGCUAAAAGCCAAUAUAUGUUAUCAGAAUGCAAGCUGAAACAAAAGAAUAGUCAGAAUGACUUCCCCAUGCCAUUUUCUUAUAGAAAUGUGUACCAGCAAAGUAUUGGCGUAGAAUAAUUCUGUAAAUUUAGAAUUUACAAGAUGGAACUUUUUAUAUAAUUUCGAGGCCAUCAAAUCAUGGCCUAGGAAUGUGCUUGUUAUUGUAUUCAAAGAUGGAGGUAUGGAGCACGUAAUGAAACGAACAGAUUUGG